This is a messenger RNA of Lolium rigidum, 435 nucleotides long. RefSeq lists its product as uncharacterized. NCBI's taxonomy places the organism in Eukaryota, Viridiplantae, Streptophyta, Magnoliopsida, Poales, Poaceae. Bases 34 to 267 code for a protein of 77 amino acids. The transcript has a single exon. The record is from RefSeq and is a predicted model, not a curated record.
CUGAAGCUGCCCCCUUGCCUGCUGAUUGUCGCCAUGGACAAGAUCCUGGCCUUCUCGAUCAUGAGCUCGUCGCCGGCGGAAAUCUCCGGGGCCGGGUACGCCACGCGCCUGUCCUGGCGGAGCGGCGGCGCCAAGCAGCAGCAGCAGCAGCAGAAGGAGAAAGUAGAGCAGGGCUCGCGGCCGGAGAAGAAGCCUGAGGUGCGGGUGCCGCGGUUCGCGCCGGAGUUUGACGGCGUCAACUGCUUCGAGACCAUAGUUUCCUGCUGAGUUGCGAUUUGUAAGCGCCUCGCGCGCUGGGCUAAUUUUGUUUUGUUGAACUACUUCCUCUGCUUUUUGUUGCUUAGCAACGAGGAGAACUUGUAAUUUGUAUAGAGCUAUAUAUCGAAUGGUUUUUUCUUUCGUCGAGGAGAGAAGAUGAAUGCAUUUUCUUGCGAA